Etheostoma cragini (Arkansas darter) is the source of this 557-nucleotide messenger RNA. Its product is annotated as E3 ubiquitin/ISG15 ligase TRIM25-like. The record is from RefSeq and is a predicted model, not a curated record. The annotation marks the transcript as partial. The transcript has a single exon. NCBI's taxonomy places the organism in Eukaryota, Metazoa, Chordata, Actinopteri, Perciformes, Percidae.
AGUGAGACUCAAACAGUUGUUGUCACUGAGCGAGAGGUGAGAUGGCGCUGAGAGGAGUUCAGCUGGACCGGGAAAACUUCUCUUGUUCCAUCUGUCUGGAUCUACUGAAGGAUCCGGUGACUACUCCCUGUGGACACAGCUACUGCAUGAACUGUAUUAAAAGCCACUGGGAUGGAGAGGAUGGUAAGUACAGCUACAGCUGUCCUCAGUGCAGGAAGACGUUCACACCGAGGCCUGUCCUGCUGAAAAGCACCAUGUUAGCAGAUUUAGUGGAGGAGCUGAAGAAGACUGGACUCCAAGCUGCUCCUGCUGAUCACUGCUAUGCUGGAGCUGAAGAUGUGGCCUGUGAUGUUUGCACCGGGAGGAAACUCAAAGCCAUCAAGUCCUGUCUGCAAUGUCUGGCUUCUUACUGUGAUCAACACCUUCAGCCUCAUUAUGAUGUAGCUCAGUUAAAGAAACACAAGCUGGUGGAGCCGUCCGAGAAGCUCCAGGAGAACGUCUGCUCUCGUCAUGAUGAGGUGAUGAAGAUGUUCUGCCGUACUGAUCAGCAGCUUAUC